Molecule: messenger RNA, 1134 nt
Organism: Colossoma macropomum (tambaqui)
Lineage: Eukaryota; Metazoa; Chordata; Actinopteri; Characiformes; Serrasalmidae
Product: interferon-inducible GTPase 5-like
Exons: 2
Coding region: 1-1134 (377 amino acids)
Cellular component (GO): membrane
Molecular function (GO): GTP binding
Source: RefSeq, a predicted model, not a curated record
AUGGAUGAGUUUAUACACAAGAUGUUUGAGAUUAUUACCAUUGAAGACAUUAAAGAAACACUGACCCAUGAAGAUCUGCCAUCAGUUGUCAGCAAGAUUAAGGAUUAUUUUGAACAGCAAGACCGUGUGGAGCUGAACAUUGCUGUAACAGGAGAGUCCGGCUCUGGAAAAUCCACCUUCAUCAAUGCUUUCAGGGGAAUGGGGGAUGAGGAGGAGGGCUCUGCAGAAACUGAUGUUGUAGAGACCACUACGUUUCCCACAUCUUACCCACAUCCAAAAUACCCAAAUGUCAAAAUAUGGGAUCUCCCUGGCAUUGGAACACCCAACUUCAAAGCUGAUCAAUAUCUUAAACAGGUUGAAUUUGAAUGCUAUGAUUUUUUCAUCAUCAUCGCAUCAGAUCGCUUCAGAGAAUGCCACGCCAACUUAGCAGCAGAGAUAGUGAAAAUGAACAAGAAGUUCUACUUUAUUCGCUCAAAGAUUGACAGCAACAUUUCUGCUGAGAAAAGAAAGAAGAAGAAAAUAUUUAAUGAGCAAAAGACACUGGAUCGUAUCCGAAAAGACUGCAUUGAAGGGCUGGAAAAGAUUGGCGUAGAUUCUCCUGUGGUCUUCCUGAUUUCAUGCUUUGAUCUUGCUCUCUAUGAUUUCAACCGUCUUGAAAUGACCAUGGAGAUGGAACUUCGCCAGCACAAGAAACAUGUGCUGAUGCUGGCCCUUCCAAACAUCACUCUGGAGAUCAAUGAGAGAAAGAAAAAGGCACUGCACAAAGAUAUAUGGAAGUUGGCUCUGCUGUCUGCUGGUGUUGCAGCUGUUCCCAUCCCUAUAGCGAAUGCAGCUGUUUCAAUCAUUGUAGAUGUGAUGAUUUUGGUGGUAGAGCUUAAAAGAUACUGCAAUGCCUUCAGUGUUGAUCCUGCCUCCUUGCAGAGGCUCUCUGACAGAUCAGGAAAGUCAGUAGAUGAGCUGAAAGCAGUGAUGAAGUCUCCUUUGUAUGCAGAAAUAAACCAAGAUCUGGUUGUUAAGUUGCUCUUUGGCAGCACUGUUGGAGUUUUAGAAGCAGGAGCAGAACACUGGCUUGGUCUCAUCCCUGUUCUGGGAUCUCUGGCAGCAGGUCCACUUUCCUUUGUCACUGUGUAUUAA